AUGUCAGGACCGAGGCCCGUGGUGCUGAGCGGCCCCUCCGGAGCAGGGAAGAGCACUCUGAUGAAGAGGCUGAUUCAGGAUCAUGAGGGCGUCUUCGGAUUCAGUGUGUCACACACAACAAGAAACCCUCGACCAGGAGAGGAAGAUGGAAAAGAUUACCACUUCUCAACGAGAGAGGCCAUGCAGGAGGGAAUUGACAAAGGAGACUUCAUAGAAAACGCAGAAUUUUCCGGCAACCUGUAUGGAACAAGUAAAGCUGCCGUAGAAGACGUGCAGGCCCAGAACCUAAUCUGCAUCUUAGAUGUGGACAUCCAGGGGGUGAAGAGGAUUAAAGAAACUGACCUGAACCCAAUCUACAUCUCCAUCCAGCCUCCUUCCAUGGAAGUUCUGGAAAAACGUCUGCGGGACAGGCAGACAGAAACAGAGGAGAGUUUACAGAAACGCCUGGAGGCAGCGCGCAUCGACAUGGAGCUCAGUAAGGAGCCCGGAGUGUUUGAUGUUGUUAUCAUCAAUGAUGACUUAGAGAGGGCCUACGAGGAGCUGAAAGAUAUCCUCAAUGAAGAGAUCCAAAAAGUUCAGGAGGCCAAAUCAUAA
This is a messenger RNA of Micropterus dolomieu (smallmouth bass), 594 nucleotides long. It is a transcript of the gene guk1b, whose product is annotated as guanylate kinase 1b. The coding region runs from base 1 to 594 and encodes 197 amino acids. The record is from RefSeq and is a predicted model, not a curated record. Lineage: Eukaryota; Metazoa; Chordata; Actinopteri; Centrarchiformes; Centrarchidae. Gene Ontology annotation, biological process: purine nucleotide metabolic process. Gene Ontology annotation, cellular component: cytosol. The transcript has 7 exons. Gene Ontology annotation, molecular function: GMP kinase activity.